Acomys russatus (golden spiny mouse) is the source of this 1728-nucleotide messenger RNA. RefSeq names its product meiosis initiator (gene Meiosin). Lineage: Eukaryota; Metazoa; Chordata; Mammalia; Rodentia; Muridae. The transcript is spliced from 10 exons. The coding region runs from base 64 to 1728 and encodes 554 amino acids. The record is from RefSeq and is a predicted model, not a curated record.
CUGGCUUCUGGCUCAGGAUCCUGCUGCCUCUGCCUCCUGAGGAGCUGGGGUGACAGGAGGGCAAUGUGCUCAGCUCUCAACCCUGUGUCUGUACAGAAAGAGAUCCUGCUGCGUGUCCUGCACUACAUCCAGUACCUCCAGAGAAGCAUUGAUGUGGUCAGGGCCUUGCUCAAGCUCCACAUCGGCAAUGGCAAAGGUGGAUUUGUGGGGCUGGGUGGGAACCCAUCUGCUGGCCAGACCCUGCUGAGACACUCCACCCCCUCCAGCUCUCAGAAGUCACACCUUUGGGGCACCGGUUCAGAACUUCAGAAGUUUACCCUAGCUUCAGAGCCCCCAGUCUGGCCCAGUAAGCCUCACCACUCUCUAUCUCUGGACCAGUCUGAAUAUGUAGUCAACAUAUGCCCAGGCCUAAAGGAAGAAAAUGUGGAAGGUGCCACCUAUCCAAGAGACCUCAGCCCUAGUACCCACCCCACAACUGCACAGUCCCUGUCUGGAGGUGAUGGACAAGAGGGCCAGCUGGUGUUCCUGGACUUGGCUCAGAACAUUGUUGCCUAUGACAUCACAGACGAUCACGCUGUAGGAGCCCAGGAUGGAGAGCUUGAUGUCAAGGAUGAGGGCCAGAUUCAGAAGUCCUACCUCCUCACCAGGGCACAGCCCUAUCUCAGGGUUUGUGUCUUCUCCCAUCCCAACACUUGCAGGCAGAAGCUAUUCUUAUGCACUUCCGGUGAGGCAGACAAAGAAGCCCCAGACAUUGACCCCUGGCUGCCUGUGUGGACCUCAGAGGACAGCCCAAAUGGGAGCCCACUGGCCUUGAAGUCUUCUCAGACCAAUACCUGGCAUGUGACGAACUACCUGAGUGAGGUCUUAGGACUUAGCUCUUCCCUCUUCAGCUCCCCAAGCAAAAUCCUGCCAGAUCAUGUCCUGGAAGAUGGCACCUAUUUUCUGACUGAAGGUCUCUUGGAGUCUUCACCUGCUACCUCUGAACUGGAAAGGUCCCCAGAGAAGGUUGUACCCUCUGAGGACAGCACAGGUCUGCCUAACUUCCAGUCCUCAGUCUCACUGGACCACUGCUACCUGUCGCUGAGUGAUACCAUGAAUGUGCUGUCCAAUAGCAGCUCCAGUUCACAGUCCACAGACAUGGAGUCCCUGUGGGGACAGGAGGAGGUGAGAGGGGUGGCCACCUGCCCAGGGAGAGGAGGGGGCUUUUCCCUGGAUCAGCUUUUUGUUCUGCAGCAGGCUAACCCUGAGGGCUUGCAGACCUCCAGUGAUGAGGACAAAGACUACACAUGGACACCAGCCCCAAGGGCUUCUGGCCUGCUGGUAGCUGGCAAGAAGAUCAAGAAGAUCCAGGCAAGCCAGGGCUCUGUGAAGCCCAAGGACAGCAAAAAAGCCUGCCCUGGCCAGGUGAAGAAAAAGUGUGUUAAUGGCUUCAUCAUGUUCUGCAGGAUGAACCGGAAGCAGUACAUCCGAGCCUGUCCUGGGACUGCAUCCACAGCUGCCACCAAGGAGCUGGCUCAACUAUGGCGAGGCAUGACUCUGGAGGAGAGGAGACCAUACUGCACUAAGGCACGCAGGUUCAGCCGCCAGCACAACCGCAUUGUGAAGCGGGAGAGCUCCAGCAGUGAGGACGACGACGGGGAGACCCCUAAGCCCUUCUACCAGCUGCUGGCUGAGAAGGCCCAAGUGUCUUUGGGCUUGACGUCGCUGCCCACCCCUCACUGCCAUUGA